AUUAGGCUACCGCCGCUCUCUGCUCCAGUACAACAGGUGGCGGUAUGCGUCUUCUCAAUUGAGGAUUAAACCUAAAUAAAUUCAUCAAAGAAAAGGAAACGAAGAGGCUACUGCAUCUCUCACGCGGUUAGCUUCAUAAGCUAGCAGUCCUAGGUUGUCUUUUGGCCCCAUAUUUCUGAUCGGAGAUGAUGGGCAGCAAAACGAGCACAAUAGCUGCUGGUGUGUGCGGGGCCUUGUUCAUAGGGUACUGUAUCUAUUUCGACAGAAAACGGCGGAGUGAUCCUAACUUCAAAAAAAGGCUGCGCGAACGUAGGAAGAAACAGAAAGCUGCUCAAGAAAAAUCUGGACUUGCUAGGCUUCCUGACCUGAAAGAUGCAGAGGCAGUACAGAAGUUCUUCCUGGAGGAGAUCCAGCUGGGAGAAGAGCUGUUGGCCCAGGGAGACUAUGAGAAGGGCGUGGACCACUUGACUAAUGCCAUAGCUGUGUGUGGCCAACCACAGCAGCUGCUCCAGGUCCUUCAGCAGACUCUCCCCCCUCCUGUCUUCCAAAUGCUGCUCACCAAACUACCCACCAUCAGCCAGAGAAUAGUGAGUUCUCAGAGUUUGGCUGAAGAUGAUAUUGAGUGAAGGUGGGCCAGUUAACAUAUCCACUGUGGUCUGUUCCUAUUACACCUGAUCCAGUAUCACUUGAGUACUGGCAACCAAUCAGAGCUCCCACAGUAAAGCAGACGCUCUUCCAAUCUCUUCCACACAGUUUUAGUUUUUCUUUUAUGUAAAAUCAUUUGUCUCACUUUUUUUGUUUGUUUGUUUGUUUUUUACCUAGCAACCACCUUUUUACCAGUGCACCUUUUUCCCUGAUUGUUUAUUAUGUUAUGAUAUCUGUCAAGUGUGAGAAGCAAAUGUAACACAGAGACAAGACUUCGAUUAAAAAAAAUGAAUGAAAUUUGUUUUUUUCUUUCUAUUUGCUUGUUUGAAGAAGAUUAAAAGUAUAGCAGAUGUGUAAGAAAAUAGUAUGUAAGGUUGGUGUUAAUUGUAUGCGGUACACCUGUUUCAACAUAAGGGGUGCACACAGGGUACUGGGGAAGGGAUUCAACAGAUAUUAGUGGUUUUCUUCACUGUUUAAAGAGCAUGUGGGUUUCCUGGGUCUUUUAAUUCAGCGUAUAUUUGUAAUAUAUAAACUUAUGUAUUCAAAGAGAAAAUCUGUUCAGUGUGCCAUGUUGGUUUGAUUUGUGAAUUUUUAAUGUAUAUAUCUGGAUAACACUCACUCAUUAUCAUUGCAGAAGUUUCUUUGCUGUUAUAAAAUAAAACACUGAAGAACUA
Molecule: messenger RNA, 1319 nt
Organism: Chanos chanos (milkfish)
Lineage: Eukaryota; Metazoa; Chordata; Actinopteri; Gonorynchiformes; Chanidae
Gene: tomm20a
Product: translocase of outer mitochondrial membrane 20
Exons: 5
Coding region: 186-626 (146 amino acids)
Biological process (GO): intracellular protein transport; tRNA import into mitochondrion; protein targeting
Cellular component (GO): mitochondrial outer membrane translocase complex
Molecular function (GO): transmembrane protein transporter activity
Source: RefSeq, a predicted model, not a curated record